AUGGAGAACAAUCAACAACUGAUAAUGGAACCCAUUCAUUAUUUGGAACAUAAUCAUGAACGAGAAAAACAAAAGCAGAAAUAUGAACAAGAAUAUGAGAAUAAACAAAAAUUUAACCAGAAACAAAAUCAGAAUAAGAAUGAUCUGAGUAAUUCUGUGAUAUCUGUCGCUCCAAUGCUAGAUGUUACUAAUACUCAUUUUAGAAUGUUAUGUAGGAUUAUUUCAAAAAGAACCGAAUUAUGGACAGAAAUGGUAGUAGAUGAUACAAUAAUACAUUGUUAUAAUGACGAGACAAGACGUGCGACUCUGGAAUAUGUACAUUUUCAGAAAAAUGAGUCCGAAAAUCCUUUGGUGUUGCAACUAGGUGGUAAUCAUCCUGAGAAAAUUGAAAAAGCAAUAGAAAUAGCUUUUAGGUAUGGAUUUAGAAACUUUAACUUGAAUGUAGGGUGUCCAUCCUGCAAAGUAGCUUCUAAGGGUAGUUUUGGAGCAUCUUUAUUUAAAGAUCCCCUUAGAGUGGCCAGUAUAGUAGAUACAUGUAACAAAAAGUUUAUAGAUUUAGGAUUAGUUAAUACACGAAUAUCAAUUAAAACAAGAAUUGGAGUUGACCAAUAUGACACAUACCAACAUUUGUACAAUUUUAUAUCAUUAGUAUCUGGUAUUAAUGUAGAUAACCAAAAUAAGUCAGAUUAUGUUAGUAUAUUUCCAGAUACACAAGAUGAGAGAAUAUCUUUAGAUUACAGUCCAAAUAAUUUUAUAGGAGCAGAUACAUUUAUAAUACAUACUAGAAAAGCAUGGUUAAAUGGGAUAAAUCCUAGUAAGAAUAGAACAAUUCCAAAAUUAAAGUAUUAUUGGGUUUAUAUGUUAACUUUGGAUUUUCCUAGCUUAACUUUUAUUUUAAAUGGAGGAGUAACAAGCAUAGAAGAGUCUAUUUCAAUAUUAACAGGAGAUUGGUAUAUGAAAUGGUAUUUGGAUUUUAAAGAUAUUAUUCAAAAUAUUGAGAUAGAUUCAAACAAAACUAAGAAGAUUAAAACAGAUAAUGAUAUAAUAGACGAUCAUUCAGAAAAUUCUACAAUAUUAAACUCUUCUAUUGCAUUGGAUGAUUACUAUAUGGAGAAGAACAAGGCUGAGGAUUAUGAAAGAGUAUACCAAGCAAUUAGAUCUGGAAAAUGGAUGAAUAGGAUAAAAGGAAUAAUGAUAGGAAGAGAAGUGAUGAAUAAUCCAUUUGUGUUAUCAAAAGUGGAUAGUAUGAUAUAUGGAAUUAAUGAAACUUCUGGUACUAGAAUAACUAGAAGAAUUGUAUUAGAAAAAUAUUGUGAGUAUUUGUCUACAAUUAAGCCAAGAGACAUUCAAGAUUCAGGUAAAUUUACUAUAGGAGAACUAAACAUGUAUUUGAAGCCAGUAUUUGGGUUGUUUCAUGGAUUCUCUGGUACAAAAUACUGGAGGAGAACUUUAUCUGAGUUUAUUCAAAGGUCCAAGAAAGAUGAUACUUUUUUAGUUAGAGGUCCUAGAGAGAUUCUUUUGCAGUCUCUGGAUUUAUUUGAGAAGGAACAUUCUGAUAUCUUAGACUUAGUUCCCUGA
Molecule: messenger RNA, 1578 nt
Organism: Cryptosporidium ubiquitum
Lineage: Eukaryota; Apicomplexa; Conoidasida; Eucoccidiorida; Cryptosporidiidae
Product: tRNA dihydouriding synthase
Exons: 1
Coding region: 1-1578 (525 amino acids)
Biological process (GO): tRNA dihydrouridine synthesis
Molecular function (GO): tRNA dihydrouridine synthase activity
Source: RefSeq, a predicted model, not a curated record